GGAUGUACUUUUUGUGAAAUACGUGGUGUAAGGUAAAGGACUUGCAUUGAAAAGGUGAAAGGAACACUUUUAAAACAAUUUGCCUUAUUUUCUCUGUCAAGCGACAUGCAAGACCCAAACGAGGAUACGGAGUGGAAUGAUGUUCUUCGUGCAAAGGGAAUUCUACCUCCAAAACAAAAGGAAGUUGAAAUAUCCGAGAAUCAAAUUGUCAGCCUACUUGAAGAUACUGUCUCUAAACGCACUGGUCAGAAGGUAGUCACCAACUACGACGAUAUGACUUUAGAUGAAUUAGACGAGUUUGAGGAUGAAGAAGAGGAGAGAGUACUUGCUGAAUAUAGAAAAAAGAGAAUAAUGGAGAUGCAAGAACAUCAAAAAGCCUCAAAAUUUGGUGAGGUCAUUGAGAUUUCUGCUGUAGACUAUGUUCAGGAAGUUAACAAAGCUGGUGAGGGUAUUUGGGUAAUUCUUCACCUUUAUAAAACGGGAAUACCAUUAUGUGCCUUAUUGAAUCGAUAUCUACUGCAACUUGCCAAAAAAUUUCCUGCCACAAAGUUUAUCAAGAGCAUUUCAACCACCUGUAUUCCAAAUUACCCUGAUAAAAAUCUUCCAACAUUUUUUAUAUAUCAUAAUGGUGAUAUGAAAAAACAGUACAUUGGUCCUUUGGCUUUUGAUGGCAUGAAUUGCACCGUAGAAGAUCUUGAAUGGAUGAUAUCCGAAUGUGGUGCCAUUAAAACUGAUCUUGAAGAAGAUCCAAGGAAAAAAAGACAAAUAAAAGAUGUAUUUUCUUCCUCCAUAAGAUCAAGCUCAAAGAAAUAUCAGGAUGAAGAUGAUGAUGAUGAUGAUUAUUAAGCUAAAGAAAACAAAGUUCUUGGGUGGCCAUCACUGUCUUUUGUUCUGUCGUCGCGCGCAUUUGGAGCAAUUUCUGCAUGUUUUUAAAUUGCUGCAAAUACUUAACGUUGUCACAAUAAAUUCCAGCCUAAUUACAGCAAUGUACAUUAUUUAAUUGCUCGCGUUCAUCGCCAUGAUCAUAAAUCAUCGUUGCCUUCGCCAAGAAUUUGAAAGUUGUUGACAAUCUAAAUGAAUAAAAUCAGGAUAACCGCCCUGACUCAAUCAAAGGUAUGAAAGACGGAAUUCUCACACAUAUCUUUAUUCUAUUCAUUAGUUUGUGAAGAGUUUUUUUGCACGUGCGUCAGUAAUAAAGGUUUUUAUCAGUUAGGACGUAUCAGAGGUCAAAGCUACCUUCUGAUGACAAACAUUUUUUAAGACGUUGAGAGAAUUUUAUCAACUCAAGCGCAGACUAAACUGUAAUUUUGCAUUGCCUGAUUAUCAAGGAAUUUGUGUCGUAUCUAUUGGAAUUGUGUGUGCGAUAUCUUUAACUUAUACUACUGUACAAUGUGGAUUUCAUUUAGAACAACUGUUGACUCAUCAAAAUUUCAUUUUAUCUUUUCAAA
Messenger RNA from Xenia sp. Carnegie-2017, 1448 nucleotides. RefSeq names its product phosducin-like protein 3. The record is from RefSeq and is a predicted model, not a curated record. Lineage: Eukaryota; Metazoa; Cnidaria; Anthozoa; Malacalcyonacea; Xeniidae. Gene Ontology annotation, cellular component: cytoplasm. The transcript has 5 exons. Bases 106 to 846 code for a protein of 246 amino acids. Gene Ontology annotation, biological process: protein folding.